Messenger RNA from Gadus macrocephalus (Pacific cod), 3005 nucleotides. It is a transcript of the gene ubtd1a, whose product is annotated as ubiquitin domain containing 1a. Lineage: Eukaryota; Metazoa; Chordata; Actinopteri; Gadiformes; Gadidae. The record is from RefSeq and is a predicted model, not a curated record. The coding region runs from base 1273 to 1980 and encodes 235 amino acids. Gene Ontology annotation, molecular function: protein binding. The transcript has 4 exons.
AAGGACACCGUCAGCCUGUGUUCAACCCGCUGCUCCAAGAACACAUUUGAUUGGAUUAGAUUAGAUUAGUUUAGAUGAGGUUCAACUAUCAUGUGCUGUGCUGCAAAUACGGCACGGUGGAAUGCGUCCAACCUGACAGAAAAUAAAUAAAGUAAAGCAAAUUAAGUCAAGUAGCAAUCGUGAGGUAUAUUUUUACGCCAUAACCAGUAUGUUUGUGGUCUAGCCCCGAAGCGUUACGAUGCAGUUUCAUUGAACUGAAUUGUCUCUGUGGCUGUCAUUAACUCUGGUUGCCUGCAGGUGUAAAAAGUUUCAGGCUUUCUGGAUUAGCAGCCGUACCUGUAAUUAGGACGAACCCAGACCCAAGCUUUAUUUAAAGAUCUCCGUCUGCAACCGAUGCAUAGCAACCGUUAUCCCCUUGACCCCAUGGACAGAGACCAUAAUGAUGGGUUUGGGGGAUGCAAUUCUUAAAAUGAUUUGUGUUGAUACAGAAUCUGUGGCAUAUCCUUGCUAUUAAAAGUAAACUGUGUUUAAGUAUGUGUUGGGUACAUCAAAGUGUCCUGUUUAGACUCUUUCUGAAUAUACUGGUACACACAAAUAUAUUUAGGCUAUUUGACCAAUUCUCUUUCUCCAAUAACUGAAUGGAGUCGUCCAUUUUCAUACAAAGGUGCUUUCAUCUUCCAAAAUCCAUUUUGCAUUUCAAAGACAACUUCAACACAUACAAUUCAUCCUUUCCCUUUCUGCCCCAUCCUGCCAACAAAGGCAGUCCUCAAAGCUUUGAAACUGAGGAUGGCUUGUGGGGGGCUCAGCUUCCAGCUGAAUGUAUUCAUCCAGAAAAAGGUUUAUGUCUAUUAAUAGGGGUUCCAUACUGCCUUGGGGGCAUUUCUAGCACAGGACUUUAAAUAGAGCAGGAUUAGGAUCUUGAGUAACUGCUCCAUCUUCUGUACAGGGACACUCAAAUUAGACUUGUGUCGUCUCUCGUCCCCACUGACCUGAAGUUGUUGCUUUGGAUGGUUCUUGUUAUGAGAGUGGGUAAAAGAGGAUACGUCUUAAUGAACCAGGGAAGUACUACGAGGCAGACAACCUCCAGCUCAAGGUGCCGCACCUUGAGGAUUUAGCCCGUUAGCCUGAGCUCUUGGCCUUAAUCAGCCUCUUGUUUGGCUACAGUCAGGACAGUGUUGUUGGUCACCAGUGUUGUUGACAGCAGUGUGGUUCACCGGCCUGGAGUAUAGAGCGGUUUUUGCAGCUGUUUUGAAUUGCCGUUACGCCUCGGCCAUGGGAGUGACGACCUCCAGGGACCACAGAUACCAUCAGGCUGCGGACCGACCCUUUAAGGGCUUAAGGUCACUGAAAUGCCGGAACGAGCCCCUGAGGAAGGAGGGCCCGCCGUGGAAGAGUGAGGUCCCGAUGACGGAGGGCCAGCUGCGGGGCAAGAGGGACGAGUUCUGGGACACGGCGCCGGCCUUCGACGGCAGGAAGGAGAUCUGGGACGCCCUCAGGGCGGCGGCGCUGGCCGUGGAGGUCAACGACCUGGGGCUGGCCCAGGCCAUCGUGGACGGAGCCUGUAUUACCCUGCCCCAUGGUUCCCUCACAGAGAGCUACGAUGAACUGGGCAACCGCUACCAGCUGCCCGCGUACACGCUCGCCCCCCCCGUCAACCUCCUCACAGAAACCACCUGCAGCAAAGACCUGUCCCCUGCCUCAGAGACCCCCGCCCCGGCCCCCCCGCCCAAACAGGAGUUCCAGCUCCGGGUUCGGCUGUCCAGCGGCGAGGACCUGCGUGUGACGGCCACCAUGGCCGACUCCAUCUGGGAGCUGAAGGGGAGGCUGCAGGCGCAGCACGAGAUCGACGUGUCCCAUCAGCGCUGGUUCUUCUCUGGGAAGCUGCUCACCGACAAGACCCGGCUACAGGACACCAAGGUCCAGAAGGACUUUGUCGUCCAGGUGAUCGUCAACCAACCCCCUGCGGUCACCACCGGCUAAAGGCCUAGCUAUGGUUCCACAUUGACGCAGCGCGAGGGGGUUAGAGGACCCUUACGUCCUUGCGGACCCUCUUUGUGUACCCCGCAAGGGCCUGACGUGCGCCUCGUAAAAAUGUUAACCUUGUGUCGAGGCGACGCAGCAGCAACGGCUGUGAUUGGUCCGCUCACUAAAACCCGACGCAGAACCAAAACAGGUUCACGACUGCGAAGUCGUGAAGUGACUUUGUGGUCAUUGCGUUGCGUCAACGUGGAAACAUAACUGAGCCUUACCUGAGGAGGGCUGUGUUAGGGGGGGGAGGGGGGGCGGGUUGAUGGCAGAGAUGAUGGCUGGAAGAAAAGAGGCCAGGCUGAGCAUUAUCAUAAAGGUGCAUUUAUAUUCCAGCAGUGGAUGCAGCUAACUUUUGUGUACAUUUUUGUAUUCAAAGUGGUUUAUCUUUCUUUUCUUUUUGUAAUUCUCCUUUUUAUAUCUUUCCUUUUCUCCAAACUAAAAUAGGUGUAAAAAAAAAAAGCACUGAACAAUAUUGUCGUUGAAAUGGUAGAAUUGGGAGAUUCUUAUGCUUGUCAUUUUCAACAUAAGGCCUCACCACUACACUGAGCUGGCUUGGAAUUAUUAUUUGUUCACAUGUGCCCUCCUUUUUGUUCUGCUUUCUGUCCCUGUGUUAUCAUUGACACAACAUGGUGGGUGUCCGGUUUUCUGUAGGUUUAUUUAUACGUUCUGUAUGUUGAAUUGAGAAGCGUUUAGAAUAAACAAUGCAUUAAACACCAUCUCAAUUUGACAUUUGACCAUGUAAAUAUGUAAAAUAGAUUAAGAGUGAACAUGCUGUAUUUCACAAUUGUAUAUUUCGAUUUUUUUAAGUGGUAUACUUUCUCAAGUAUGUUGCUGAAUUUAUUUAUUUUUUAUUUCACAAUUGCUGCAUUUAAAGAUGUUAUGCUCAACUUUGUAUGUAGGCCUACCAUGGGGUAUAUUAUACCAAGAUGCUACUUGUGCAAAACUGAAUUGUGAAUAAAACAUGUAAAUUUACCUAA